CAUAUGUCCGCAGAGGAAGUCAAGACUCUCGCGAGAAAACUAAACGUGUCGGACGUCUGUCGCCCGUUGUACUUAUGCUAUAUAGUCUCCUCUUAUAAAACAUGAGUUGAGCAAGGUGUUCGAUUGCGAACUUCAUUAAAAGAUGGAUAUGCUUGACAUCAGCCUAGAAGAAGCAAGCCGUCUUCUACGUACUGCUCUUCUAGUACUCUAGUUCGAUAUAGAAGGAUUGUGAUGUAGAAAUAGGAAGAUCAAGAUUUAGAAGAAGAAGAAAAAAUAGUUCAAGUUGAGGGAUAUAAAAGAAUUCAGAAGAUGGAAGGUAGCAGUAGCUAGUAGGAAUACUUGAUUUUCUUGAUACCACAAUCAAGUAUGUUGUACUUCACAACGAUCUAAUUUUCGGUUCAAUUCCGGUGACGCGGGGCACCUUUGUAGAAGGUCAGCUUCGUGCUCAUGGGAGGCAAGAUUGUAGACAACAUGGGUCUUCUACCAAAGCUCCUGGUGCCGAUCGUGCUGCAAGAAAAGUAUCGCAUUCCCAGCAGCAGGUAAAAGUAGCGGACACAAGCUACACGAACCUGUACAUGAACAACAGUAUUCCGCAUCCCGUCAGCAAAAUGGCCAGCAGGAAGAUGCGCUCUACAAGUGCAAGUGCUUCUUCUAGCACAUCCCUCUACAACAACAACGACAACAACAACAACAACAACAACAAUGAUCUUGCAGGUCUUGAGCCA
Messenger RNA from Amoebophrya sp. A25, 725 nucleotides. Lineage: Eukaryota; Dinophyceae; Syndiniales; Amoebophryaceae. The record is from the annotation of a GenBank genome assembly.